AUGGUAAAGACGGGUAACGUUUCUCUUGAGAAACGGGAUGCAGUGUGUACCUUACGUGAUGAGGGAUUGCCAAUUAGAGCGAUUGCUGAAACGCUGCAUAUAGGACGGAACACGGUGUCUCAAAUUUUGAAGAAAAAGAGAGAAACAGCCAGUGUCGUAGAUUGUCCACGCAAUAGAAGACGCAGAGUUACUACUGUUCCUGAGGAUAGGCUUAUAGUAAUAACAAGUAAGCGUAAUAGACAUUUAACUUCACCUGAACUCACCCACAGCUUGAAUAGAACGAGGGAAAACCCUGUGUCCGUGUCUACGUUAAAACGCCGCUUACAAAGGGCUAACCUUAGAGGAUGUGUAGCAACACGCAAACCACUACUGCGACCUAUACACAAACGCAACCGGUUAGCAUGGGCCCAAAAACACAAGGAUUGUAACAUUGACGAUUGGAAUCGAGUCCUUUAG
This is a messenger RNA of Acanthoscelides obtectus, 456 nucleotides long. NCBI's taxonomy places the organism in Eukaryota, Metazoa, Arthropoda, Insecta, Coleoptera, Chrysomelidae. The record is from the annotation of a GenBank genome assembly.